This is a messenger RNA of Centruroides sculpturatus (bark scorpion), 1003 nucleotides long. RefSeq names its product adenylosuccinate lyase-like. Gene Ontology annotation, molecular function: N6-(1,2-dicarboxyethyl)AMP AMP-lyase (fumarate-forming) activity; (S)-2-(5-amino-1-(5-phospho-D-ribosyl)imidazole-4-carboxamido) succinate lyase (fumarate-forming) activity. The coding region runs from base 466 to 972 and encodes 168 amino acids. Lineage: Eukaryota; Metazoa; Arthropoda; Arachnida; Scorpiones; Buthidae. Gene Ontology annotation, cellular component: cytosol. The transcript has 4 exons. Gene Ontology annotation, biological process: 'de novo' AMP biosynthetic process. The record is from RefSeq and is a predicted model, not a curated record.
UUUAUUUGCAAUUUUAAUUUAAUUGACAUAUGAAAUUAAUUUUGUGAUCAAAGCUGCCCAAACCAACUACUAGCGUGUCCGUAGGACCAAAAACCUAAGCUUAACUGUCACCCUUGGAGAGAUUUAAUUAUAUAAAUAACUUGUUCAAUUAUUCGUAUUUAUAUUUUAUUAGCAAAAACUAUCCAAAACAUGAACAAUGCUUUGUAUUUAUAUUGUAAUGGCAUAGAAUUUUUUCUGUAGAUUGCAAGAUUUAUGCACUUUGCUACGGGUGGAAUCUUUUCGUUUGUGGGAUGCUUAGUCUUGUAAAGUUAGUUUUAAAGUAAAUUUCUAAAAUUAUAGAAUAAUUUUUCAUUUAUUUGAAUUUAAUUUUGAAUGACUUUUUAAAAUAUUUAAAAAUUUUUUAAUGUAUUAAAAACUUGAUUAUAGAAAUUAGGUAUUCCCGUCACCGACGAACAAAUUCGAGAAAUGGAGAACUUUGUGGGCAAGAUCGACUUUCGGCAGGCGGCCGAAGAAGAAAAACUGACCAGACACGACGUCAUGGCUCACGUUCGAGUGUUUGGCAAGUGCUGCCCGGCGGCGGCUCCGAUCAUUCAUCUCGGUGCCACGUCUUGUUACGUUGGAGAUAAUACGGAUUUAAUAAUGAUGAGAGAUGGACUGAAUAUUUUGUUACCAAAAUUAGCACGCUGCAUCCACAAGUUGGCAAAAUUUGCCGAAGAUUACAAGGACCUGCCAACUCUUUCUUAUACACACUUUCAACCGGCUCAGCUGACGACGGUCGGCAAACGUACCUGUCUCUGGGUGUCAGACUUACUCGCCGAUCUGAGAAACUUAACCAGGGUGCGCGACGAAUUAAAAUUCAGAGGCGUGAAGGGAACGACAGGAACUCAAGCUAGCUUUCUACAGUUAUUCAAUGACGACGAAGCAAAAGUAAGUAAGACAUUUCUUAUUAGAGAUUUUAUAAUCUGUUUUUAAUUAUUUAAGUAUAAAAUUAAAAUAUUACAAA